AUGGACCCAGCGCCGCGCCGGCGGGGCGCGCGCCGUGCUGAGCCCGAGACUGCGCCGGGCGCCGCCGUAUGGAGCAUGGAGAGCGAGCUUCUGGUCGAUGUAGGGGGUAGCGCGCCACCGCGCACGGCGGAGCGGCCUGUGCCUGGCCCCACCCCGCUCGACGACGGCAAGAACAAAGGACACCGACACAUGCGCACUGCCACCGCACUCGACCGCCUCGAGGACUGGCUGGGGCUCAAGGAUGCACCGAGCACCUCGCGACCGCCUGCGGUGCGGCCGCCCGCGAAGCACGAGGCUGAGGUAGGCAGCAUGGCGUACGCUGUACAGCAGCACGCCCACUCGGCCCAACACGGGGUCGACGUGCUGGUGCACACCGUGGCACCCACCGACUCGCUCGAGAGCAUUGCGUUAAAGUACGGCGCGGAUGUGCGUGUCGUGCGCCGCUCCAACCGCCUGUGGCCAGGCGACGUCGCGCAGAUGCGCGAGCAGAUAUAUAUCCCGGUCGAUGCGUGCCGCUGGAAGCCGCCAAAUGCCGACAUCAAGAUGCUCCAGCGGCGCGCCGACGGCUCGUUUGAGCCGCAGGAAGAGGUCGCUCUCGUUCCGCGCACGCACAGAUCCACACCGAGCGCCGAGCUCGCCAAGCACAGCCUCGCGGCACUGCCGCACAGCGGCGAGGCCACCACCGAGGCCGCACCACCGAUCGCCUGCAAGCGCGUGGAUCCCACCGAGCUGCUCUUCUUUGGAAGCGCGCCGAGACGGCCGGCAGAGGACCCCGGCGAGUCGGGCGUCGACGAUUUGCUGCGUCUGCAGCAACGGCGGCGCGAGGGGCGUGAGCCGCUCCUGCCGUCGCCGCCCAAGAAACAAGCGCCGAUCGCGCAUAUUCCCGAGCGCGAAGAGACCUGGCGGCCCAAUGUGUGGAAGUUUGGGCAGCGCAGCACGCAGCGCGAGGCGCCGGUCGCCUACGCGGGCGCAGCGCCUUUGCGCAAGCCCCAGACGCUCUUUGACGCGGGCGCGCCCGACGCACCGCCCGAUGCGCCGCCCGACGAGCCCGAGCAUGAGCCCGAGCCGCGGGGCCUGCGCCUCAACGAGCUGCUCAAAGGCCCGCCGACGAACCCCGGCGCGGCCGCCAACUGGGUGCGCCCGAUCCACUGGGGCGAGAGUCUGCCUGUGCUGCCCGGGCAGGACACGCGCCGCAACCUCAUGUCGGGGUUCCUGUCGGACAUGACGAGUGCGCGCUCGCGUAUGGAAGAUAUGGUUGGAGCGGCGAUGCACGAGCUCCGCCAAGUCUCGUUGGGGCGCCCCUCGAACGAUGGGAUGCGCCUGCCUAUGUAG
Molecule: messenger RNA, 1332 nt
Organism: Malassezia japonica
Lineage: Eukaryota; Fungi; Basidiomycota; Malasseziomycetes; Malasseziales; Malasseziaceae
Exons: 1
Coding region: 1-1332 (443 amino acids)
Source: RefSeq, a predicted model, not a curated record